Messenger RNA from Polyodon spathula (Mississippi paddlefish), 3028 nucleotides. Its product is annotated as ribosomal protein S6 kinase alpha-5-like. NCBI's taxonomy places the organism in Eukaryota, Metazoa, Chordata, Actinopteri, Acipenseriformes, Polyodontidae. Gene Ontology annotation, biological process: intracellular signal transduction; regulation of DNA-templated transcription; protein phosphorylation. The record is from RefSeq and is a predicted model, not a curated record. Gene Ontology annotation, molecular function: magnesium ion binding; protein serine/threonine kinase activity; ATP binding.
UGCCUAGCAACCCCAAUCGCAGUUCUACUGGGCGGGUCAUAGCGUAGUUCAACGGGUUUGCGGUGCUGUUGUAGUGGUAGACAUACGGUAACUAGUUGUAAGGAAUUAGGGUAAUAAUUUUUUUAUACUUUUGCAUAUUUUAUUAAGCCCAAAAGGAGCCGAUUUAAUUGUAAUUGCAUUUUACGAUUGAUUAAUUUAUUGCCACCGUGUUGCUUAACGUGUUCCGAGCGAUGGAGGGUUCCUCCGGUGAAGGCGACCUGUUUACAGUGAAACAUGAGCUGAAGAAUGCUAACUUGACCGGGCAUGCUGAAAAAGUAGGAAUUGAGAAUUUUGAAUUGCUCAAGGUUCUUGGGACAGGAGCGUAUGGCAAGGUGUUUUUAGUAAGAAAAAUCAGUGGCCACGAUGUGGGGAAACUGUAUGCUAUGAAGGUUUUGAAAAAAGCGACCAUCAUCCAGAAAGCGAAGACAGCAGAGCACACGAGAACAGAGCGUCAAGUGCUUGAGCACAUCCGACAGUCCCCCUUCCUGGUCACGCUGCAUUACGCCUUCCAAACAGACACCAAACUGCACCUCAUCUUGGAUUAUGUGAAUGGAGGAGAGCUGUUCACACACCUGUCUCAGAGAGAACGUUUCAGUGAGAGUGAAGUGGGAUUGUACAGUGGUGAAAUAGUACUGGCACUCGAACACCUCCACAAGCUGGGCAUUAUAUAUCGUGAUAUCAAGCUUGAGAAUAUUCUUCUUGACUCCAGUGGUCACAUUGUGUUGACAGACUUUGGGCUCAGCAAAGAAUUCCUGGUUGAUGAGAAUGAGAGAGCUUACUCAUUCUGUGGCACAAUAGAGUACAUGGCCCCAGAGAUCGUCAGAGGAGGAGACUCUGGUCAUGAUAAGGCGGUUGACUGGUGGAGUCUCGGGGUCCUCAUGUAUGAACUGCUGACAGGAGCCUCCCCUUUCACUGUUGACGGAGAGAGGAACUCACAAACUGAGAUUUCAAAGAGGAUAUUAAAAAGUGAGCCUCCAUUUUCUCCAGAAAUGGGCCCAUUAGCUAAAGAUGUGAUUCAACGUCUCCUGAUGAAGGACCCCAAGAAGAGACUGGGCUCUGGCCCUAGUGGGUCUGAUGAAGUGAAGAACCAUCCCUUUUACCAGAAAAUUAACUGGGAUGAAUUGGCUUCCAAAAAGGUGUCCGCUCCGUUUAAGCCUGUUAUCCGAGAUGAGUUGGAUGUCAGUAAUUUCGCAGAAGAAUUUACAGAGAUGGACCCAACCUACUCUCCUGCAGCUCUGCCUCAGAACUCGGACCGAAUAUUUCAGGGCUACUCAUUCAUUGCUCCUUCCAUUCUGUUCAAACGCAACGCUGUCAUGACGGACCCAUUCCAGAUGCAUUUAGGGAUGGAUCGUCCCGGAUCAACGUCUGUGGCCCGAAGUGCCAUGAUGAAGGAUUCUCCAUUUUACCUAAAUUAUGAAUUAGACUUGAAAGAGAACCCACUUGGAGAAGGGAGUUUUUCCAUAUGUAGGAAAUGCAUCCACAAGAAAACUGGUCAGGAAUUUGCAGUAAAAAUUAUCAGCAAAAGAAUGGAGUCGCAAACUCAGAAGGAAAUAGCUGCAUUGAAGCUGUGUGAAGUACACCCAAAUGUUGUGAAGCUCCAUGAAAUUUAUCAUGAUCAGUUACAUACAUUCAUGGUGCUGGAGUUGCUGAAAGGCGGAGAGCUCCUGGAACGCAUUCGUAAGAAGAAACAUUUCAGUGAGACAGAGGCGAGCCGGAUCAUGCGCAGACUCGUCUCUGCUGUGAGCCACAUGCACGACGUUGGAGUGGUCCACAGGGAUCUCAAACCAGAGAAUCUGUUGUUUACAGAUGAAAGCGACAGUUCAGAGAUAAAGAUAAUUGACUUUGGAUUUGCUCGAUUAAAACCGCCAGAUAACCAGCCAUUAAAAACCCCUUGUUUCACCUUGCACUACGCUGCUCCCGAGUUAUUCAAUCACGAUGGCUAUGAUGAAUCCUGUGAUCUCUGGAGUCUGGGAGUCAUCUUGUACACAAUGUUAUCAGGACAAGUUCCCUUUCAAUGUAAGGAAAAAAUGUUGACCCACACCAGCGCAGAAGAAAUCAUGAAAAAAAUCAAGGAAGGGGAUUUCUCCUUUGAAGGAGAAGCCUGGAAAAAUGUCUCCCAACAAGCCAAGAACUUGAUACAAGAACUUCUUACAGUCGAUCCAAAUAAGAGGAUUAAAAUGUCAAGUCUGCGAUACAACGAGUGGCUGCAGGACGACAGCCAGCUCUCCUCCAAUCCACUGAUGACUCCAGGCAUCUUGGGAACUUCCGGUGCUUCUGUGCAUACCUGUGUCAAGGCCACAUUCCACGCUUUUAACAAGUGCAAGAGGGAGGGCUUCUGCCUCCAGAACGUGGACAAGGCCCCCCUAGCGAAGAGGAGGAAGAUGAAGAAGACGAGCACGAGCACAGAGACACGCAGCAGCUCUAGUGAGAGCUCCCACUCCACCUCCUCUCAGACCCCUGGAAAAACCUCCCCCACCAAGAUGCUGCAGCCAGACAAUCCCCCGACCAGCAAUAACAACCCAGAGCCCAUCUUCCAGUUCUCAGAGUAGGCAAAAAAAAAAAAAAAAAACAGAGGAGGCCAAUUUCCAUUAUUAAAGUAGCAAUAGACAGAUGGUUUGCCACACUGAUGGAUAACUAAUUGAAGCAUUGUUAAGGGUUUGGCCUUUUGCAACUUCCGCUGCUAAACCAGGUCCGGUUUACUGUGCUCACUUAGUAAUCGUGGUCCAUAGUGGCCAUUGGAACAAAGUCUGCAAAAACCGUUAACAGAAGGGUAACCAUGUAUUUACGGAUGAUACAUUUUUACUGUUUUAAAAUGUAUUUUGGUCAUCAGCUCUUAGAAGCUACAUUUGGAUGAGAUCUACUGCAAAUUAUUGGGAAAAUAUAUUGAAUUUAUUUAAAGACAAGAACGUUUUGUAUAUGGAUUACCGCUUUUUGACUGGGUUAUAUUCUUAACAUACUCCCCCUGCCCCAAUUUAAAGUUUGUGUUUUC